AUGACAUCAACCGAAGAUUCAGCCACCAACAAUAAUUCAACACCAAACGGUGCCACCAGUGAUCAACAGGCUGAGCAACACAAGGAACCAGAAUACGACGGAACCGAAUUAGAUGCCGAUGAAAAUGUAGAAUCAGUUGUACAAUUUUCAAGUUUUGAAGAGUUAAUCGCAAGAAUAAGAGAGAACAAGGAGGCCGGUAAUGCCAUGUUUAAAAAAAAUAGUUAUGAAGAUGCUAUUCCAUUUUAUAACAAGGUUCUAGAAGUAUGGUUCAAUUUAAAGGAGAACAAGUAUACAAAUAUCUCUGCUACAAAGGAGCAAUUUCAUCAAGCUGAAGAACUGGUUCGUGAUACAUUUAACAAUGCUGCUUUAGUAAUGUUGGAAAUGAGAAAUGUUGGUGAAGCAUUUAGAUGUGCCCAAAAUGCAUACAGAGUUUUACAAAAUACUAAAUCUGUCUACAUUAUGGCUAAAUGCUUCUACUUUUAUAAAGAGUUUCAAAGAGCAAAGACCUACUUGGCAAUUGUGUUAAAAGAGCAACCAGAAAACAAGGAAGCACAAGCAUUAAUGGAAAAAUGUGAUGAGGAGGAAGAAGAGUAUGAACCACCUUCAAUGUUCAUGUAUAAUAAUAGUUUUAGAAAUAGAGAGGAGGAUGAAUUGGAGAGAGCCAUUGCUCUUUCUAAAGCAGCAUAUGAGGAAGAGGAAAAGAAGAGAAAAGAAGAAGAAGCUGAAGACCUUAAAAGAAAACAAAAAGCAGAUGCGGAACAAGAAGAAAUCUUACGUAACUUCCAAAUUGAACAACAAAAGAAGCAAUUAGAAAAACUCAAAGAGGAAGAAGAGGAACAUCAAGAUGAUGAUUAUGAAGUUGAGAUUGACGAUGAUGAUGUUCAUGUGCAUCACGAUGAGAAUGAAGAUGAAAUAGACGAUGAUAUUUCUCUCACACAGAGCGAGAUUGAGGAACAAAUGAGAUUAUUAGAAUUGGAGGAACAGAAGGCUGAUUUUAUUGAAAAUGAUGAUGUAGAUUAAACUCUAUGGAACUUUUUGU
This is a messenger RNA of Naegleria gruberi, 1039 nucleotides long. RefSeq names its product peptidyl-prolyl cis-trans isomerase. Gene Ontology annotation, molecular function: protein binding. The coding region runs from base 1 to 1020 and encodes 339 amino acids. The record is from RefSeq and is a predicted model, not a curated record. The transcript is spliced from 5 exons. NCBI's taxonomy places the organism in Eukaryota, Heterolobosea, Eutetramitea, Acrasida, Naegleriidae.